Molecule: messenger RNA, 3850 nt
Organism: Salvelinus namaycush (lake trout)
Lineage: Eukaryota; Metazoa; Chordata; Actinopteri; Salmoniformes; Salmonidae
Product: dihydropyrimidinase-related protein 2
Exons: 14
Coding region: 263-1999 (578 amino acids)
Cellular component (GO): cytoplasm; cytosol
Molecular function (GO): hydrolase activity, acting on carbon-nitrogen (but not peptide) bonds, in cyclic amides
Source: RefSeq, a predicted model, not a curated record
AGUCGGUCUGGCAAGGUUUGGUGCAUCGGCGGAGAACAGGAGAGAAGACGUGAUCUGGAGCUGCGAUUCUUUUCCUAGAUUCUGCGAGCGGUGGCCUCCCCCUUUAGGACGCACGACUCCUUUUGGAAUUGUACCCACUCUUUGCUGCAAUUUUUUUCUGCCGAUUCCACACCGGCCUUAUCCACCCGGCGAACCUCAGUAUUCUGAACAUCCAUUCCAUUGAUAGCGGUCCACUAAGUGCAGCAAGAACAUAACAGCGAAGAUGUCUGGGCAAGGCUAUCAGGGCAAGAAGAACAUUCCCCGCAUUACAAGCGAUCGUCUCCUGAUCAAAGGGGCGAAGAUCGUGAACGAUGACCAGUCCUUCUGUGCUGACAUCUACAUGGAGGAUGGCCAGAUCAAACAAAUUGGCGAGAACUUGAUAGUGCCCGGUGGGGUGAAGAUCAUCGAUGCCCACGGGCGCAUGGUUAUGCCAGGGGGUAUCGAUGUGCACACACGCUUCCAGAUGCCUGACCGGGGCAUGACCUCAGUGGACGACUUCUACCAGGGCACCCGCGCUGCCCUGGCAGGGGGCACCACCAUGAUCAUUGACCACGUGGUUCCGGAACCCGGGGCCAGCCUGCUGUCAGCCUUUGAGCAGUGGCGUGAGUGGGCGGACAGCAAGUCCUGUUGUGACUACUCCCUGCAUGUGGACAUCACUGAGUGGCACAAGGGAGUUCAGGAGGAGAUGGAGGCCCUCGUCAAGGACCACGGUGUCAACUCUUUCCUUGUCUAUCUGGCUUAUAAGGAUGUUUUCCAGCUUACUGACUCUCAGGUCUAUGAGGUGUUCAGUGUGAUCCGGGAUCUGGGGGCCAUUGCUCAGGUCCAUGCUGAGAACGGAGACAUCGUGGCUGAGGAGCAGCGUCGUAUUCUGGAGCAGGGCAUCACUGGACCUGAGGGACACGUCUUGAGCCGUCCUGAAGAGGUGGAGGCGGAGGCUGUCAACCGCUCUGUGACAGUAGCCAAUCAGACUAAUUGUCCCCUCUACAUCACCAAGGUGAUGAGCAAGAGUGCUGCUGAUGUCAUCGCUCAGGCCAGGAAGAAGGGCACUGUGGUGUACGGGGAGCCAAUCACUGCCAGCCUGGGCACAGACGGCUCACACUAUUGGAGCAAGAACUGGGCCAAGGCCGCCGCCUUCAUCACGUCCCCACCCCUCAGCCCAGACCCGACCACGCCCGACUAUCUCAGCUCCCUGCUCUCCUGUGGGGACCUGCAGGUGACUGGCAGUGCCCACUGCACCUUCAACACUGCCCAGCGUGCCGUGGGCAAAGAUGACUUCACUCUCAUCCCUGAGGGUACCAACGGCACUGAGGAGAGAAUGUCCCUCAUCUGGGACAAGUGUGUGGUGACAGGUAAAAUGGAUGAGAACCAGUUUGUGGCGGUCACCAGCACCAACGCUGCUAAGAUCUUCAACCUGUACCCCCGUAAGGGCCGCAUCGCUGUGGGCUCUGACGCUGACCUGGUACUCUGGGACCCAGACGUCAUCAAGAUCAUUUCAGCCAAGAGCCACAACUCGAAUGUGGAGUAUAACAUCUUUGAGGGCGUGGAGGUGCGUGGCGCGCCCCUGGUGGUGAUCAGCCAGGGUAAGAUGGUCCUGGAGGAGGGGAACCUCCACACCACCGAGGGGUGCGGCCGCUUCGUGGGCCGGAAGCCCUUCUCUGACUACGUCUACAAGAGGAUAAGGGCUCGCAGCAGGCUGGCUGAGCUGAGGGGAGUUCCCCGAGGCCUCUAUGACGGGCCUGUCUGUGAGGUGUCACUCACACCCAAAACUAUGACUCCUGCCUCUUCUGCCAAGACCUCUCCAGCCAAGCAGGCAGCAGCUGGUGCCCAGCCUGUCCGCAACCUGCACCAGUCAGGGUUCAGCCUAUCUGGUGCUCAAGUUGAUGACAAUCUUCCUCGACGUAACACCCAGCGCAUCGUGGCGCCACCCGGUGGCAGGGCCAACAUCACCAACCUGGGUUAACCACUCCUAUUGGCCACCAGGGGAAACGAGGGCUUGAGGGGAGGGGCAUCAGGGACUUGGGGCCAUUCCACCAGGAGGCAAACCCUCUAGCUACAGUGCCUGACCGAAUCUCCCCUCCUCAAUCUCUCAACCCCUCUCACGCUCCCUACAUCUUUCCCCGACUUCUUCCCCCCCAACCCCCAAAUCCCCCACCCUAGAGGAGACACAUAUAAAAAUGAUUUGCCUCAUUUGAAGAAAAAAUAUGAAAAAACAACACUCCUUAUAUGAGCACUUUGGACUGUAUUAUUUAGUGUUUUAUACUGUACUUUCUACCUGCCAUGUAUCAUUCAGUUUUGUUUUUUAUUUUCAUGUUAUAAUGGAGGGCUGAAGUGAGACUAGACUGAGCAGUUUUAACACGGCCAGAAGGUCAAGACGGUGCUUGUUGCAUUUGCAUAGAGGAAGUCCAUUCCGUCCCUCUUUUUUAAUUUUGGAUGUAUGGUGAAUGAAGUAUGGAGACACAAGGGGAGCAUGUUGUACUUGUGUUUUACCUUCGGAUAAUAGACGGGUUGGUUGUUUAGUCACAAAAUUGCCGUGUGUGCAACUAUUGUGCAAAACAAACAGUGUUGGCUUAGACUGUUGACAACAUGUAAACUAUAUUUAGUCUCCAAAUGUUUAUUGAAAACAUAAAUACAUUUGCACAAUGAGCAUUUGUCUCUCAAAUACAUUGUUAUAGUUGUUAGGUUAGCUAGCUAGCGAAUUUGAGCCAUAUUAGCAUAGACAUGACACCUGUCAAAACACCUUGAAACAAGACAUGGUAUCAAUAACAAGAUUCAACGAGCUGAAACGAGCCACCUACAAUUCCCUACAUGGCAGCUUCUUGUCAUUGUUGCUCGCUAUCUGUCAGUUCAGAAUCAUAACAAUGCACGCCUUCCGGCCACAUUGAUGCGUGCGCAUAACUUUGGUUACGUUGUCGGCCAACCCGUCUAUGGGCACAUUAGAUUAGUUGCGCUAAAAUUGUGUAGUGAACAUGGAGAUGCUAAUAUGCCUUCCUCAAUUGAUAUGUUCACUGUCUGUGUCUGCUUUGUCUUUGUUCUCUACUGUUUAUACAGCUUUGCCCUCCAGUGUGAUUUUCAUCUCCCACACUGUUAAGAUCAGUUCAGCACUGGCUAUGAUCAACACCAUUUAUUGACUUGUUGCUAUAAGGAAAAUUAUUAUGAGACUGUAAAACCGUCCAUUGUUAUCGUUUGAAAUUCACUGCAAGCUGAUAGUAAGCUGUCCUCGUCCCCAGACUAUGCGAUGAUACAUGAAAUUAGUAUAAGUCAAACAAACCACUAUAGUGUUGAAAACCUAAGAGGAACUUGUCACUGGUGCUCACCUCAUGUCAUCCCACCCGUAGCUUUGUAGAUUCUAGAUUAAAUGAAAAAAACAUGCCCCAUAUUUGAAAGCUGCUUGUGAAGUGUGAAAAUCCAGUAGAGUAGGAGAAGGUGUUGGCGGGCGGGGAAUAGAGCGCUGUUUCCCAGGGAGAGGCCAUUAUGGAACUUCCAUGAGAGGAGAUGUGACUCAAAGUUAGGAUGUUGGGAGGAGUGUAGCCGGGUGGAAGGGAAGGAAGAAAGAAAGAUGUUGGUCAGAAUACUAGGGAAUGCACAGUUUCUUAUAGCCUCAUUCAAUUCACCCUCUUCACAAGAUGGUGCCACACUCCUUGUACUCAGCUACGCUGUAGUACAGUAUGUGUCCACUGCCCAUAUACCUGGCUUGAAGGGUAUUGUGACCCCUCUUUGUUAUGGGUCCCGUGUGGCUCAGUUGGUAGAGCAUGGCACUUGCAACGCCAGGGUUGUGGGUUCAAUUCCCACGGGGGGACCAGGGUUCAAUUCC